Magnolia sinica is the source of this 1149-nucleotide messenger RNA. RefSeq lists its product as uncharacterized. Gene Ontology annotation, molecular function: RNA binding. Gene Ontology annotation, cellular component: ribonucleoprotein complex. Bases 139 to 924 code for a protein of 261 amino acids. The record is from RefSeq and is a predicted model, not a curated record. The transcript has 2 exons. Lineage: Eukaryota; Viridiplantae; Streptophyta; Magnoliopsida; Magnoliales; Magnoliaceae.
GCCUAUAAUAUGUUCAAGUGACGAUCUUAGGGUUUCGUCUCUCUUUCUCUGUUACUGCUCUCGAAAUUCCAACAGAGCAGAAAUAAUCUCAGACGAUCCAAAGAAGAAGAAAGAAGAAGAAGAAGCUUUACCACAGCCAUGUACGGAUCAAGAGGGGCGAUGUUUGGGAGCGGGGGGUUUUCGGACGGGUACGAGGUCGGCUCAAAGAGACAGCGAAUGAUAGAUUCGAAUCCAUACUUCGCAGUGGGCGGCGGCAUCGGCGGCAGCACCUUCCAGCCUUACAACUAUGGCGGACUCCAUUCCUUCCCUGUGGUUCGCUUAAGAGGUCUUCCAUUCAACUGCACCGACAUCGAUAUCUUCAAGUUCUUUGCUGGUUUGGAUGUUGUCGACGUCCUGCUGGUUAACAAGAGUGGCCGUUUCUCUGGUGAGGCUUUCGUUGUCUUUGCAUCCCCAAUGCAGUCUGACUUCGGGCUCCAAAGGGACCGGCAGAACAUGGGGCGGAGGUACGUGGAGGUCUUUCGGUGCACCAAGCAGGAUUACUACCGUGCAAUUGCAGCUGAAGUGAAAGAUGAAGGGUAUGAUGGUGAAUAUCGCAGCCCCCCACCAGCCCGCUCAAAGAGAUCCCACGACAAGGACAACCUGGAAUACACUGAAGUCCUCAAGCUUCGGGGCCUGCCUUACUCCACAACGAAGUCCGACAUAAUGGACUUCUUUGGGGAGUAUGGGCUUACCGAGGAUAACAUACACAUUGCAUGUCGCCAUGAUGGCAGAGUCACUGGUGAGGCUUUUGUUGAGUUUGCCUCUGCUGAUGAUGCGAAGAAGGCAAUGAGCAAGGAUAAGAUGAUGAUCGGAUCGAGGUAUGUGGAGCUGUUCCCUUCAACGCCUGAUGAAGCGAGGCGGGCUGAGUCCAGAUCGAGGCAGUGAUCUUUACUUCGAUCCAUCCUGUCCGCACCUUGAUGGAGAGAUUAUCAGUGGGGGGUAUGGUAGUUUGCUCUUUAUAGAGCUGAUGAUGUUUUUUGUCGGUCCCUGAAUUGGUUUUCCAUUUCUUUUCUACUUGUCAUAGUGGGUAGGCUUUUGUUUUGAAAAAUCAUAUAACUUUAAUCUUAGUUCUCUAUUGAAUAUAUAUUCUAAUGUAUCAUUUUCUCUUGA